AUGACCACUGUAUUACCGGAUGAGCUUUCAGCUCGAGCGCCUUACAUUGCUGCAAUUGCGUUGGCCCUGCUUUUGACUGCGUUGUACAAGUACUCGACAUAUACGAAUAUCCCGAGGAUCAAACAGCUUCCCGAGAUUCCCGGUGCUUUGCCCUUCGCUGGACAUCUGCACCUGCUCGGGGGCGCACUUGGUGCUUGUGAUGCCACUGUCUGGUCCAAUUGGUUCCAACGAUUCAACUGGCCCAUCUUUCAACUUCGGUACGGCAAUGAGAGAGUGGUGAUCGUCAACAAGCACGCCGAUAUCAAAGAGCUAUGGGUGUCCAAUUCGGCCGCGCUGAUCAGCCGUCCAGUCCCCUACACGAUGAAUAAGUACGUCGGCUUGGCCAUGGGGGCUUGCCCCUGGACCGAAGGCUGUAAGCGACAGAGACAAUCUGCGAUCAAAUCGGUGGCACCGGGAACUUGGCAGACGUAUUAUCCGUUGCUGAAAAAGACAUCGGCGUCCGCAAUCGAGGACAUGCGCAAGCACGGCCAAAACGGCGCGGUGGCACUGGAGCCUCGCAAAUACCUUGCCCGGGUCGCAAUUAGUUUGGGCUUCGAGCUGGCCUAUGGCAAGAAAUUGGAGGACGUUGGCGGAGUGGACUUCCUUCAUGGGUUCCUUGAUGCGGCCGGAAAGAUCACCGAUAUCCGCGUCGGUUCGUCGAAUUGGGUGGACUAUAUCCCCUUCCCGCGGUUGCUACCCAGUUCAACCGUCAAACGGGCCCAAAUGGGAGCUGCAGAACGCCAACCAUACCUCGACGCGCUCUUCCACUCGAUGAAGGCCGACCUGGAACAGGGUCGAGACGUCAAUUGCAUCGGAGCCGCGCUUUUGGUGGAUAGGGGCUCGAAAAUGACCGAAGAGGACACCAAGUCUACAUGUGUUUCGAUGCUUCAAGGCUCGUCCGAGACUAUCUCUGGCACCCUGACUUGUGGAUUAGGGUCUCUCUGUGCCGACGCCGACGGCCUGAGGCUCCAAGAUGAAGCUUAUGAAAAAAUAAUGGAACGGUGGGGCACGCCCGAGGAGGCAUUUGAACAUGCAUUCGAGUGCGAAGACAUUCCCUUGAUCGUGGCCAUCUAUAAGGAAAUGCUGCGGUAUUACUGCGUCAUCCCUUACUGCUUACCCCGGCUCGCCACCAAGGAUGUCAAAUUGAAGAGUGGUGCGACGAUCCCAGCUGGAACAACACUCUACAUGAACGCUGAGUAUGGAAACCAUGAUCCGGAGUUCUACGGAUCGGAUGCAUACACAUUCAAUCCACUCCGCUUUCUGGAUAAAUCCUCUCCCGUGUCAUCAUCGCCAUUGCCACACUUUUCUUACGGGGCCGGGGCGAGGAUCUGCCCGGCAGCUCAGAUCUCAAACCGUAUUCUCUACGGCCUUGUCAUACGCCUGAUCGUGUCUUUCCGAAUCCAGACCGCGCCGGAAGCUCCACCACUGACCGAUCCUAUCAAGUUUAAUCAAAACUACGUCAGCCUAGUCGCCAAACCGAAGGUGUAUCUUGCUUAUUGCAUACCGAGAGACGCGACGGCCUCGUGA
Messenger RNA from Rhinocladiella mackenziei CBS 650.93, 1566 nucleotides. RefSeq lists its product as uncharacterized. NCBI's taxonomy places the organism in Eukaryota, Fungi, Ascomycota, Eurotiomycetes, Chaetothyriales, Herpotrichiellaceae. The record is from RefSeq and is a predicted model, not a curated record. The coding region runs from base 1 to 1566 and encodes 521 amino acids. Gene Ontology annotation, molecular function: iron ion binding; monooxygenase activity; heme binding. The transcript has 5 exons.